AUGUCAUCCCUUGAAUAUCUUAAAAAUAAUUCACUGAUGAAAAAAUUUCCAAGCUUCCGUAAUGACUUUGUAAACGGUUGUUGGAAGUGGAUAGAAGGAAAGAAAAUAGAUGACAAUGCAGCUGGGUUGUGGCGAGUUCAUGACAAAUUAUAUGACUUGACAGAUUUCAUACCCAAACAUCCAGGAGGCAGAGCGUGGCUGGAAAUCUCAAAGGGUACAGAUAUUACAGAAGCAUUUGAGUGCUAUCAUUUAUCAUCCAGACCGCGUGAUGUUUUGGAAAACUACUGUGUCGGUGUGGCAACACAAGAACGGAACUAUCGUUAUACAUUCGAUGAUAAUGGAUUUUAUAGAACUUUAAAGAGAGAAAUUGGACAGAAAAUGAAGAGUGUCGAUAAAAGUGUAGAAAUAAAACCAAAAAUAAUUCACGACAUUACUCUUGUUGCUUUUUUGAUGUCUGUCGUGUUUGUAAGUCAAGUUCAACCGAAUGAUUAUAUUAAUGCGAAUUACAUCGCGCCAGUGAUAAUCGCUGGGCUACUGUUGGAAUGGUUGGUGUCAAUGUCACAUAAUUUUCUUCACAAAGCAGAUAACUGGAGGAUGUAUACCGGAAAUUUGAGUAUGGCUGCGACUAGAGACAUGAGAACUUUUCAUAUUCUUUCACAUCACAUGUACCCAAAUACAUACGCAGACUUAGAAACGACUUUCUUUGAUCCACAUUUCAAAUGGAUUCCAGCAGAAGUAAAGGAUUUACAGUACAAAAUUCAGUCAAUUGCUGUUCAUGUGAACAUUCAUACGCUGUAUUUCUUCAAUAUGUUAAGGAUGAGAAUUCAGGGAUUUUUUUGGGGAACCGCCGAGACAUUCUACUGGGAUGAUCUUGUAAUGUUCAUCACACCAGCUUUAAUCUACACAACAGGAACUCAAUCAUCAGACAUAAUAGAAGUCAUUUUCAAAUGGCUUCAUAUAAUCAUCGCAGCUAGUGUUUUUCAUGUCAUCGGACUCAUCAAUCGUGGGCAUCAUACGACAACAACAAUCCAUCAAGGCGAUGAAAUCUUCACUUAUGAUUUUGGAGAAUAUCAAAUGAAUGCAGUUUGUGAUCGAUCAGGUGCCAAUAUGAACAUUUUCACGAUUUUGACACUUUAUGGCGAGCAAGUUUUGCAUCAACUUUUCCCAUCAAUUGAUGCUGCUGUCUUACCACAACUUAAGGAAACUUUGAUUGCAACUUGCAAGCAAUUUGACAUUGAAAUGAAAAAAUGUUCAUUAGUCGGUAGUGUGGUAGGUCAGUACAAGCAAAUGUUUAGAGACGAACUUUAUAUCGGUAAAAAAUAA
This is a messenger RNA of Chironomus riparius, 1323 nucleotides long. Lineage: Eukaryota; Metazoa; Arthropoda; Insecta; Diptera; Chironomidae. The record is from the annotation of a GenBank genome assembly.